UUGCUAAGGUUACCUCUGUGUAUAUAAGCUUUAUACUUCCUGAGUUUGAGUUAUGGUGUGGUUAGAUAGCUCACCUUAAAAGGGGAAGCACAGUUUGUGGUUAUAAACGCCCAUGACAGACUCUAUCAGCACGAAUCAUGAAUUGUUCUGAGUGUGAUGUGACACAUUUCUGACCUACUGAAGGUUUAGGUGUCACUCUCUAUCUCUUUUGUCCUCUUCUGAGCAGCCAUGGGAAGCCAUUUCUCCAUCAUUGACCGCAGCAAAAUGCCAUUGGGAGAGGAUGGACACUCUUGGAAAAAGAAAACAUCAAGCAUCAAAGAAAUCUAUGACUUCAAAGAGGUUUUGGGAACAGGGGCUUUCUCUGAGGUGGUGCUUGCAGAGGAGAAGAGGACGAGAAAACUAGUGGCAAUUAAGUGCAUCCCGAAAAAAGCUCUGGAGGGGAAAGAAAACAGCAUUGAAAAUGAGAUCGCUGUGCUCCACAAGAUUAAACAUGCCAACAUAGUUUCCCUGGAGGACAUCUUUGAGUGUAAAUCACACCUCUACCUUGUCAUGCAACUAGUGUCCGGUGGCGAACUCUUCGACAGGAUUGUGGAAAAAGGAUUUUACACUGAGAAAGAUGCCAGUAAGCUCAUACAGCAGAUCCUGGACGCUGUGAAAUACCUGCAUGACAUGGGCAUUGUGCACAGAGACCUGAAGCCGGAGAACCUGCUGUACUACAGUAUGGACGAAGACUCCAAAAUCAUGAUCAGCGAUUUUGGCCUGUCAAAGAUUGAGGGUUCGGGUAGUGUGAUGAGCACAGCAUGUGGCACUCCUGGAUAUGUAGCUCCUGAGGUCCUGGCACAGAAGCCGUACAGUAAAGCAGUGGACUGCUGGUCAAUCGGGGUCAUCGCUUACAUCCUUUUAUGUGGCUAUCCGCCAUUUUACGAUGAGAAUGAUGCCAAGCUCUUUGAGCAGAUCCUGAAGGCGGAGUAUGAGUUUGAUUCACCAUACUGGGAUGAUAUCUCUGACUCAGCCAAAGAUUUUAUUGUGCAUUUAAUGGAAAAAGAUCCCAGCCAGCGUUACACGUGUGAACAGGCUCUUCAACACCCAUGGAUCGCUGGAGACACAGCGUUGGAUAAGAACAUCCAUGAAUCUGUCAGUGCCCAAAUCAAGAAGAACUUUGCCAAAAGCAAGUGGAAGCAAGCAUUUAAUGCCACAGCUGUAGUUCGUCACAUGCGCAGGCUGCAGUUGGGAACCAGUCAGGAGGGCCAAAUGCAGUCCACCCUGCCCAGCCCGUGCCACGGACAGCUGCUGCUGCCCGAGGGAGAAGAGGAAGAGAGCUCUCUGCAUAGAGAAAAUAGUGGCUGUUCUGAGGGUGUCAGCGAAGGGAAUGACAUCCAGAACUGCACCUACCAUGUCCAUCCUACUAGUCGGGUCUGAGUGUCAAUCAUCCUGCGUUAACCAAUGACUGACUGUUGUUUUUCCACUGGAGUCCUGCCACACCCCCAGUCUGGCCAGGAAUACUGAGUAGCUCCAGCAUCCUGGUGCCUCCACUUGGAGGCACUGCAGUGUAAAGAACCCAGGUGGGAAUGGGGGCACUACUAUUCCAUUGGAGGGAUUCUGUUUAAUGAGAGUUCGAAAAGAAAAGAGACGAGAAGAUUGCCACUGGCGCUUCAUGGGUAAUAUAUGCUUUUGUGGGGCUGGAUAGAGAUUGGACAGUGUUUAACUGAUUUUUCAACACCGUCUACUUUCAUUUUUCUUUUCCUAAACUAAAAGUAUGCAGGCCUGUUUCUUUUUUAAUUCAAAAUGCAAGUUCUUGCCACAGUGGCUGUUGGUACAGUAUGUGGCCUAGUUUAAUACACAUAAAUUUUGGAUUAGGUUAUGCUAAAAUUGUCCAUUUUAAAUUCUCACCUUAAAAUUGUUAAAUAUUCUUUUUUUUUUUUUUUUUUUUUCAACUAAGAUUUUACAUCCACGAGUUUCGACAUUUUCGUUGUGUUGCCACAUCUCAGUUGCUUUGCUCUUCCAUAAGAAGUGCUGAUUAAGUGUAAAUUAUAUUUUAGUCUGCAUUUGAAACAUCUUUUUUUAACAUUUAACGUCUUUUUGCACACUAAGUCUACUCAACAGUUCAUAAAUUCAUUGUCAGUAUGUUUAAGAGCGUCUUUCUCGCUUCAGAUGUUUUCUGUGGUGCCUUCAUGGAUUCAGUAUCAAUGUUUUACUUUUUUUUAUUUGUUCAAACAUGUUUUGUUUCAUCUUUUCAGUUGGGACUGUUGAAUGCUGGACACGUUAAAACAGCUGUUUACCGUCAAAUUCACCUACAAGGCAUAUACGGCUAUUCUAAGCUAUGCACUGUCGGUGGAUGCUUUGUAAAUGUCUAACGUUUAAUGCUGCCAUCCUGUAAAUACUGCAAAGCUUCUUCUUUUUUUCUUUUUUUUUGCAAACCCCUUUCUAUUACAACAUUAAAAGUACUCAGGGGAGGAAUAGAAAUCAGAGAAUUUUGAUAUAUUGAAUGGUUGUUUUACAAGGAAAAAAACCUAUAGGAUACCUAAAACAUGUCACUACGAGGCUAUGGUCCAAAUUAUUUAACUAUAUUUGACAAUUUGGAUUCUUUUCAAUGUUGGAACAUGUAUGAAAGUAACCUCAUUAAAUGACAUGAAUGUAUGACUUGACUCCAAUUUUAUUGUUUUGUUUUGUUUUCAUUCACCCCCAUCCAGAAGUUUAAAAAGCAAAAAAAUUAGAUGGAAAAGCUGUUUCAUAAAAGUCACAAAAUAGGAAUCUCCAGAUGUUUGCGGAAUGAGUUUUCCACAGGUUUGUUGGAAGAUGGUGGUUUUCCAUAAUGCAUUGAAAGUUUUUUGUUUUGUUUUUAGGGUAUAUGAUUAUUUUCAAAAGUGUAUAUAUGCUGUUAAUUGCUUUGAAUGAACAUAAUAUAUAGUGCUAAAUUUUCAAACGAUACCAAAUGUUGUAGAUUUAUUGAUAUUGUAAAAGUAUCAUACAAAUAUCAUGUAAGUCCCAGUGCUGCUUGAUUUGUGACAGCAGUUUCAUAGACAAUUUGUCAUCUGUCUAUAAUGUUUGGAAUGGUUGUUGGAAGGUUCUCAUCACAACAUAGGUAGAACCAUGGGUUAAACUUUUCAUUCUGGUGCUGAACGGCUUUCAAAGAUCUGCAGAGAUCUGUUUACUAAUAGAUUUAUUACUUUAAAAAAAAAAACUAAGAAUUAUAUAUUUUAAUAACCAAUUAUAAGAUGAAAACAAAUGGUGGUUAAUUUAAUUAUUGAUUUUGUUCUAUAUCUGUAUCUGCUUUCUGAAUUUAUUUUAGAUGUGUGGUGAAGGAUGAAAUUAAAGUAUAAAACGGUUAUAGUGAAAGGCAAGGUGAAGAACAUUCUGUCAUGUGAUUUUGCCUGCAGUGUUGCUUACGCAGACUUCCUGUAUUGAUCAAGGUGCCAUUGUGAGAUGGUGGGUCAACGAAUAAAUUCAAUUGAACUAA
Molecule: messenger RNA, 3457 nt
Organism: Megalobrama amblycephala (Wuchang bream)
Lineage: Eukaryota; Metazoa; Chordata; Actinopteri; Cypriniformes; Xenocyprididae
Gene: camk1b
Product: calcium/calmodulin-dependent protein kinase Ib
Exons: 12
Coding region: 229-1419 (396 amino acids)
Biological process (GO): peptidyl-serine phosphorylation
Cellular component (GO): intracellular anatomical structure
Molecular function (GO): ATP binding; calmodulin binding; calcium/calmodulin-dependent protein kinase activity
Source: RefSeq, a predicted model, not a curated record